UGUUUUAGUUUAUUUCCUCCAGGUGUUUUAGUUUAUUUCCUCCAGGUGUUUUAGUUUCUUUCCCCCAUGAUGGCGAGUGUCGUACUGCUCGCUGUGUUAGUCCUGUGCGUUAGUUUCCCUGCCCGAUCCCAGGAUGUUAGACCCCACCAGGAGUAUGUAGACAAGGGCUACUGUACCUACACCUAUGUGGUUCCGCCUGGGUCCCGUACUGGGAGCUUUUCUCCGCCACGUGUAGAGGAACAGCUCGCCGAGACCAAGGAGGAAACGGCCUACUUGAAAGAUCAAGUGCAUCUCCUGACUUCGCUGGUGGAAACCUUACUGAGCCAACAGUCCGAUCUCACGUCUAGGGUGGGCAGUUUGUCUGCUGAACAGUCGGAGGAGAAAGUCAGGAGUGCACAACUGGAACAGAACCUGACACAGGAGCUACAAGAACUAGAAACCCGUCUCCAAACCCAGUGCUGUGAGAGGCUUGUGCCAGGUGACGUCAUUUCUACAACUGCAGCCGCACUGCCCAGUGAGCCAGUGUCCGCUGUCGCCCCGCGAACUAAGAGCUCCGAAAGUACAGCUUUUGGGAUCAGUAUUUCCUCCACUGCCACAGAGUUAGGUCAUGGAACCGAAUACAAGCCCAAACCGGUACCGAGUGGGGAGCGAGAUCUCCUCGGGGGUAGUGGCAGCGUCUCCCGUAAGAAUUCCCGUUGUGCCACCCGGGAGCACGAAAUGUUCGGUUCGACCGAUUGA
Branchiostoma floridae (Florida lancelet) is the source of this 738-nucleotide messenger RNA. RefSeq lists its product as uncharacterized. The transcript is spliced from 3 exons. Lineage: Eukaryota; Metazoa; Chordata; Leptocardii; Amphioxiformes; Branchiostomatidae. The coding region runs from base 67 to 738 and encodes 223 amino acids. The record is from RefSeq and is a predicted model, not a curated record.